Molecule: messenger RNA, 1143 nt
Organism: Penicillium pulvis
Lineage: Eukaryota; Fungi; Ascomycota; Eurotiomycetes; Eurotiales; Aspergillaceae
Product: Qc-SNARE protein
Exons: 2
Coding region: 1-1143 (380 amino acids)
Cellular component (GO): intracellular membrane-bounded organelle
Molecular function (GO): phosphatidylinositol binding
Source: RefSeq, a predicted model, not a curated record
AUGGCGCCGACUGUAGAGAUUGCUAUACCCACAACCUCUCUAUCCCCAACUUCUCCCCCACACACCGUCUACCACAUAACUCUCCGUCUCCCGCUCCGCUCCUUUACCGUCUCCAAGCGUUACUCCGACUUCGCAUCAUUUCACAAGACCCUCAUCAACCAGACCAAUGCCGAACCCCCAGUUCCACUCCCAGCAAAAUCGUGGUUCUCAAAGACCACCUCCAACGACAGCUUCCGCGAAGAGCGCCGCAUCGGCCUAGAAGAUUAUCUCCGAGCGAUCAACGAGUCCCCGGACGGACGUUGGCGCACUUCACCAGCGUGGCGAGCAUUCCUCAACCUGCCAUCAGCAGCCGCCUCCGCAUCAACUAGCGCAGCCAGCUCCUCAACAAGACUGCACGCCGCAAUCACAGACCCUGGCAAUGCAUCCAACGCCCCAAUCACAGACCCCACCCUCUGGCUCGACUACUUCCGUGAUCUGAAGGCCCACCUCCACGAUGCCCGACUAGCACUCUCCCGCCGAGACCAAGAGACAACACCGCAGAAACAGCAUGAGAGCUCAGCACAGGCAAAAAGCAGUCUUGUCCGUGCAGGCUCUAUGAUCUCCACCCUCGAAGAAGGUCUCAAAAACCUCAGCGGCCGCGGUACGCAAUCGAAGAACUCCUCUACAACUAGUCUCGGCGAUGGCGAGCUCCGUCGUCGAAAGGACCUGCUUAUCAACGCCCGUAAGGAGAAAGAGGGGUUGGAAGAUCUUUCGCAUGCUAUGGCGACCAAAAGCAAACUUGACCAUGCGGUUGCCUCGAUCCAGGAUAAAGAAGCGCUCAUGAAUGUGGGUAAUGGAGACUUUGGAAUUAAUAACGGGCGACGAACGCCUGCGAAAUCCGGACGGGUCCUUGGCAAGGAGACUGAGCGCACGCGCGAGUUAGAUAAUGAGGGUGUGCUACAGUUGCAAAAGCAGAUGAUGCAGCACCAAGAUGCUAGCGUUGAGGAGUUGAUGAAGAUUGUUAUUCGGCAGAGAGAGCUUGGGACGGCCAUUCACGAGGAGUUGAAUGUGCAGAACGAAUUGUUGAAGUUGGCUGAUGAGGAUACUGAUCGUCUGAAAUCCAAGCUCGACAUUGGAAAGAAGCGGAUUGGCAAGAUCUCCUAA